AUGGACGGCUCUGAUCCCAUCAGUGACCUUGGCCUCGGGUGCCCCUUCAAUGGGACCUUCUACAUCUGCAAAGACAGCCCAACACGAUUUAUAGGCUGUUGCACCUCAAACCCGUGCGGAGACAGAAAGGGUCUCUGCCCCGACGAACAUCUGGAGCCGGCCACCUUCGAAGCGCGGUACAGGAUCCCUCCCCAAGCUUGUAUCAACGAUAACUUUGCCGUCUCCUGGUACACGUGCCCAGAUACGAGUCCCCCUUUCUUGGGAUGUUGUGCCGUGGACCCCUGCAGCAGGAGAGGUUGUCCGGAUAGAGAGCUUCGAGCAGCCAAGCUGAGCGACAAGAAGAGCGAUGCCGACCUGUUUACUGGGGGAUCAUCUCCAGGCUCAGACCUAAAAGGGAACCCAUCAGCCAAAGUAUCAAUCACCACCGCAAUGUUGACCACCUCAUACAUAUCUACAAAGACCAUAGAGGCAGGGGCGAAGGCCACGUCGACCAUCGACUCGGCAUCUCCAGCCAGCCACCCCUCAGGCGGGAAGAAGAAAUUGUCACCGGGCGGUCUAGCUGGCGUAAUCCUUGGGGUAGCAGCCGCUUUUUUCUUGGUGGGUGUGAUUUUUGCAUGCAUCUACUCACGUCACAACAAACGACGGUUCCGCACUACCAACGAGAACCAGUCCUCCUCACGUUUGUCAAUCGCUCUCUCGUCAAUGUAUUCAUCGCGAAGGGGGCCAAUUUCAGCCCAUGGGUCCCUCUAUGGACUUGAGCAUGAGGGUCGGAUGACUGGGAUCCAAGCACCCUCCAGGAUUCCUUCUGGUCAAGAUCCGGGGCAGGGGAUACACGAGGGGGCCUCUUCGGGGGGACAGCACCUACAACAGCAGAGUCAAGAGGGAUGGACUCAACAGCCGCAGUCAAUUCAAGAUGCCUUGUCUAUGCCCAACUCCCGUGUUCCGAGGAACCCUGUACAAGGACCCAACACGGAUCAGACUUCAAUGCCGUAUCCUUCUACGCCCCAGCCUCCCUAUCCACCUUCAAUCAUUAACCAGAACGAAUGGGAUUGGGAAAACCGGAGUCAACUAGACCCCCGUAGUUAUAAUCCUUGGACCGAGUUGCCUGCGAAUGCAGAAACGCCUCUUUCUAUAAACCCUCCGAGCACUCCUGUUGAUCAGCCUCAGUUACCGAUAGCCGAGUUGCCCGCAAAUGCAGAAAAGCCUCUUUCUACAGGCCGUCGCAGCACUCCGAUCUUUCGUAUCAUCCUUGAUGAAAUUGACUGCAGGUGGCAUGAACCAAGCCCAGGGCACCCUGAAAGCUCCCCACGGCCUCCGAUCACCAGACCCAGCACUGCACCUCCAAGUGGCAUUUCUGAAGAGCAGUCUGCGGACGAUAUUGACUCCAGCAACACAGUGGCCACGAGAUUGGAGCGACAACUGAACCAUGAUCAAUCAGGAUCUAGAGGCGAGCACCAAGAUGUUACCAGCUCAGGACAAGAUAGUAGGCCCGAACUAGGUCCAUGUUUUUCGCUCAAUUCUAGAAGAUUUCUGGGAAACCAUCCCGUUUUGCGAGAGGAGUGCUCAUUCCUCGAGCCCAUGCUCACGAUAUCGUUCGAUCCUGGGGACCGGAUAAUGGGGACAAACAUUCAUCUCGGAAAUGUUGAUCCAGGUGAUCUUAACCCGAGGCAUUCGAAGGCUGUCGCCUCGUGCUGGCACCGAAUCCUCUGCUGGUAUCACGAUGACGUUGGAAUACUGAUCAUCAAAGGUGCAGCUAGAAAUGGUCUCACGGCGACGGAUCUUACUACCAGCCAGUGCCCAACACUGCGCUCGUCAGCCAUUCUCAAGCGAUUUUGGAGCCUGAUUCAAGAGUUGGGCACCUGUUCAACAGCCAUCAACUGA
Messenger RNA from Fusarium vanettenii 77-13-4, 1881 nucleotides. RefSeq lists its product as uncharacterized. NCBI's taxonomy places the organism in Eukaryota, Fungi, Ascomycota, Sordariomycetes, Hypocreales, Nectriaceae. The coding region runs from base 1 to 1881 and encodes 626 amino acids. The transcript has 2 exons. The record is from RefSeq and is a predicted model, not a curated record.